Molecule: messenger RNA, 1677 nt
Organism: Drosophila innubila
Lineage: Eukaryota; Metazoa; Arthropoda; Insecta; Diptera; Drosophilidae
Product: cytochrome P450 4p1-like
Exons: 8
Coding region: 36-1589 (517 amino acids)
Molecular function (GO): monooxygenase activity; heme binding; oxidoreductase activity, acting on paired donors, with incorporation or reduction of molecular oxygen
Source: RefSeq, a predicted model, not a curated record
AAACAGACGAGUUCAGUUAUUUUUUCUGCUUUGAAAUGUUCGUUAGUUGUGGUCUCUUCAUAGCAGUGUGCAUUUUGGUACAAUGGCUAUAUAGAAUAAAUAAAGACUAUUAUAUACUAGCUUUCUUUUCGAGACGUGUACGCACCAAGGAUGGAAGUCCCGUUGAAAGUAUUCUUCCCAUACCAAAGGGUCGCACAAUCUUUGCCAACUGCUUUGAUCUAUAUGGAAAAGACGAUGCUGGAGUUUUUAAACAUGGUCGAAAAAUAGCAAAGGAAUUUGGCCGCAAUUAUUUGGUUUAUAGCUUAGGCAGACCUAUAUACACCGUCAUCGAUCCGGAAAAUGUUGAAUUUAUUUUAAACAAUACGAAACUUAUUACCAAGGGCAUUGUUUAUAAUUUUAUGCAGCCGGCUCUACGAACUGGCUUAUUAACCGCCACAGGUCAAAAAUGGCAUAUGCGACGCAAAAUGAUAACACCCACAUUCCAUUUUAAUAUACUGGCUCAAUUUCAGGAAGUUUUCAGAGCGGAAAGUCUUAAGUUUGUGGAACAGUUCCAUAAUCAAAAGGAAAGUGAAAUUUCCCUCAGCCAACUCAUACCCAAGUUUACACUCAACAGCAUAUGCGAAACUGCCAUGGGUAUAAAGCUUGAUGAUAUGUCGGAGAAGGGCGAUCGUUAUCGUGAAAGCAUUAAGAUGGUUGAAAAACUAUUUGUAAAACGCUUGAGCAAUCCAUUGCAUUAUAAUAAAACGAUGUACAAUCUGUUUGCCGCUAGCAAGGAUGCUCCAUAUCUAAAGGUAAUGCAUGAAUUCUCCAGUGAAAUAAUUGCAAAACGUCGAAUUCUUUUGGAAGACGAACUGCAGCAAAGACGAAUUGAUCAAUUGCCAGACGACGACAUUUAUAUUAACAAGAAGAGACGCUUUGCCAUGUUGGAUACCCUAAUAUGUGCGGAAAAGGAUGGUCUAAUUGAUCAUGACGGCAUUUGUGAAGAGGUUGACACUUUAAUGUUUGCUGGCUUUGAUACUACAUCGAUGUGUCUUAUAUUUGGACUCAUGAGUCUGUCAUUACACCCGGACAUACAAGAACGUUGCUAUCAAGAGAUAAUGGAUAAUUUAGAUGAUGAUCUCAACACAUUGGACCUUAACCAAUUGGCUAAACUAAAGUAUUUGGAAUGUGUUAUUAAGGAAACGAUUCGCAUGUAUCCAUCAGUCCCCGUAAUGGCUCGUCAGACUCCAAGUGAGACAGAAUUGCCUAAUGGAAUAAUUUUACCCGUCGGUACACAGAUUGUAAUACAAGUAUUUGAUCUACACCGAAAUUCCAAACAUUGGGAUGCACCCGAAGAAUUUGAUCCAGAACGUUUCCUGCCAGAGAAUUACAAUAAUCGUCAUACAUUUGCUUAUAUUCCAUUUAGUGCCGGUCAGCGUAAUUGUAUUGGUCAAAAGUAUGCCAUGCUUGAGAUCAAAACGCUGCUGAUUUAUAUUAUUAAGCAAUUCAAAAUUUUGCCACUUAUCGAUCCAAAAGAUUUGAUUUUUCACAGUGGCAUUACUUUAGGUGUUAAAAAUAAUAUUAAAGUGAAACUUGUUAGACGUGACUAAACAAAUGCUUAGAAACAUGUAUAAAAUUGUAUGCCUACCGAUUUAGAAUUAAUAAAAAUCUCGUAAGUACAGUGUAUAAAUAAACUUA